This is a messenger RNA of Oncorhynchus kisutch (coho salmon), 1800 nucleotides long. It is a transcript of the gene mphosph6, whose product is annotated as M-phase phosphoprotein 6. Bases 1043 to 1522 code for a protein of 159 amino acids. Lineage: Eukaryota; Metazoa; Chordata; Actinopteri; Salmoniformes; Salmonidae. Gene Ontology annotation, biological process: maturation of 5.8S rRNA. The transcript is spliced from 5 exons. The record is from RefSeq and is a predicted model, not a curated record.
AAGUUCAAGGGGGCCGAAUACUUUCGGAAAGGCACUGUAACUGUUGUCCAUUCAGAACAUUUGUCUUCACCAAAUGUACUCGACAUGCUGUUUCAUUCAAACUGAUCAACCACCUCUGCCUUCUUCUGGAUCCGAACCUUCCUCUUCUUCUCUGCUCAAACGCCACUCUUGGAGGUAAACUGAUCAAAAAAAAAUUGUUAUGCAUUUUAGCUAACCCUAACCCUUUAACUAACCUUAACCUAAUUAUCCUGUUCUCCUAAACCUGCUACGAAAAGUCCAUUUUGACAAAAGCUGUAUCCUGUCUAGACAAAACUCGAGGUAGGUGCGUUUCCAAAAUGUACAUUAUAGUCAUUUAGCAGACUUACAGUUGUGAGUGGAUAUACUUUUGUGCUUUUUCCCUGUACUGGUCCCCCGUGGGACUCAUACCCACAACCCUGGUGCUGCAAGAGCCAUACUCUACCAACUGAGCCACACAGGAGUUUAACAUCACUGAAGCUGCAGGAAAACAAUACAUCUGCUUAAAAUAUAAACAAAAUAGACUUCAGUCAGUAUUUAUCUAUCUAUUACAUUUGAUGUUAUUGAAUAUUUCCACUACUAUUUAUUCAAAUCUGUUUUUGGCUGUGCCAAUACAAUUAUUUAGGUGGUUAAAUAUGGUUUUAAAAUCAGUAAUAAUAACCACUGAAAUCCACAUCCCUCAAGAGUGCUUUCUUCCACUGAAGUUAGUUACCCGGCCUUAUAACCACAGCUCUACGAUCAGAUUACCUAUCCCAAAUCCUACCCUUUACCGUGAGGGAGUAACAUGUAAAAAUGAUCGUAGAACAGGGUCUAGUUGUAACUUCCUCUCCAAUCUGAGCGCUGCAGAGAUGACUCUUCGAUCGAUUGGUCGAGUCUGAGUAUUAUACCACACGGCGUGGAUACGAGCUCGUGGAACAUUUAGGAUUCAAAGUCACAGCUUACUGAAAAACAAACCUUAUUGCAGUCACCCAGAAGACGGACAUAUAGUUUAGUGUCAACAGUAACGUUACCAGAAACUCCAAUUGAAAUGGCGAAUGACAACGCGAAACUCUCCAAAAACCUCUUGCGUAUGAAGUUCAUGCAAAGAGGCCUGGAUGCAGAUACAAAGAAGCAACUGGAAGAAGAGGAGAGGAGGAUCAUCAGUGAUGAGCAUUGGUAUCUGGACCUGCCAGAACUCAAAGCUAAAGAGAAUUUCAUCAUAGAAGAAAGAAGUUUUGGGCCUUGUGAAGACCUGAAGUAUGGACGAAUGUCAUUCAAGGGGUUCAAUACAGAAGUAGAGAAACUAAUGAUCAUCAUGAAUGCUCCAAAUGAGGAAGAGUUGGAAGAGGAGGAAAUUAGCCGAAUGGAGACUGAUAUCACAGAUGAAGACAUGGCUAGAAGGUACGAGAGCUUAGUGGGAAGCAUGAAGAAGAAGUUUGCUAAGAAGCGGGAGAGGUCUGCAAUUGAGGAUGUUAAUCAAAACGCAACUGAGACACAAAAAAAAGCUUUUUUGAAGCCUCAGGACUGAGGGCAUGCUUUUUUUUAUUGAAAUGAAGUAUGUCAGGACUGUACAAUGUUUUUAUGUGCAACAAUUUUUAUUUUAUUUUUACUGCUGUGUUUUCAUGAACCGUAGGUAACUUCCAAAGAUGUUAGACAUAUAUUUUAAAGUUGAAUGGAUGUUAUAUAUCCUCUUUUUAAAAGUACAUUUCUUCAAGAUGCAUUGAGGGUUAUGAACACAGGAAAUGAAGCCCACAUCCAUGUAACAUGGACCAGGGUAUAGUUUAAUUAAAACUGUUACCCAAUGUG